Molecule: messenger RNA, 3371 nt
Organism: Coregonus clupeaformis (lake whitefish)
Lineage: Eukaryota; Metazoa; Chordata; Actinopteri; Salmoniformes; Salmonidae
Product: voltage-gated potassium channel subunit beta-1
Exons: 14
Coding region: 335-1522 (395 amino acids)
Biological process (GO): transmembrane transport; negative regulation of delayed rectifier potassium channel activity; potassium ion transport
Cellular component (GO): juxtaparanode region of axon; voltage-gated potassium channel complex; cytoplasm
Molecular function (GO): voltage-gated potassium channel activity; potassium channel regulator activity; transmembrane transporter binding
Source: RefSeq, a predicted model, not a curated record
GAUCUGACAGACUUCAAGAGAGGGUAAAAUACUAAUAGAGAGGCAAAUGAGGGAUGGAGGAAACAUUGAGGGAGAGAGGAAAAGAGAGAGAGCCACCUGUUAAAGACGGAGGGAGGCUUUAUCUACCCUGAAGCUGCAGGAGCUUGAGGCAGAGAGGAAAAGAGAGUGAGUCCACCUGUUAAAGACGGAGGGAGGCUUUAUCUACCCUGAAGCUGCAGGAGCGGGGCUCACCACUUAUCCAAUAGACUGAGAGCUCUGAAAGCUGAAACACCCUUGCCCUCUGAACUCCGCCCUUUCACCCCUCUCUGGAUUGGGGUGUGUGUGAGGUGAGGUCAUGAUUGCAGCACGCAGCAGUGGAGGAGGGGUGGGAGGGCCGGGAGGUCAAAAUGGUCCCCCAGGACACAGAAAACCCUCUGUAGCGUCACUGAGUGGGAGCAAAGGCCGCUGUAACGCUCAGGACGGCAGUAAGGAUAGACGCAGUUCCACCCCAGGCCAGCAGGCUGCAGCACCACACAGAAGCAAGGCAGCACUGAUUAGAGAGAUGGAGACACACUGGUACCUGAAGAUGUGUGGACUUGGAAGGGAGGAUUCUGUGGCUCAAAAGACAGGCAUGCUGUAUAGGAACCUGGGGAAAUCAGGACUUAGAGUGUCAUGCUUGGGACUGGGUACGUGGGUAACGUUUGGUGGUCAGAUUACAGAUGAGGUGGCCGAGCAGCUGAUGACCAUAGCGUAUGAGAGUGGAGUCAACCUGUUUGACACGGCGGAGGUUUACGCUGCUGGAAAAGCUGAAGUCAUAUUGGGUAACAUCAUCAAGAAGAAGUGCUGGAGACGAUCAAGUUUGGUCAUCACUACCAAGCUGUACUGGGGAGGAAAAGCAGAGACUGAGAGAGGCCUUUCAAGGAAACACAUUAUUGAAGGUCUGAAGGGCUCCCUCCAGAGGUUGCAGCUGGAAUACGUAGAUGUGGUCUUCGCAAACCGCCCUGACACCAACACACCCAUGGAGGAGAUCGUGAGAGCCAUGACGUAUGUGAUCAACCAGGGGAUGUCCAUGUACUGGGGGACAUCUCGAUGGACAGCCAUGGAGAUCAUGGAGGCAUACUCUGUGGCCAGACAGUUUAACCUGAUCCCUCCGGUGUGUGAGCAGGCUGAGUACCAUCUCUUCCAGAGGGAGAAGGUGGAGGUCCAGCUGCCAGAACUCUACCACAAGAUAGGUGUUGGGGCGAUGACGUGGUCUCCGCUGGCCUGUGGCAUCAUCACGGGGAAGUACCAGAACGGCAUCCCAGAAACCUCCAGGGCAUCCAUGAAGUCGUAUCAGUGGUUAAAGGAGAAGAUCGUGAGUGAGGACGGGAGGAAACAGCAGGCUAAGCUGAAGGAGCUGGGACACAUCGCUGAGAAACUGGGCUGUACUCUCCCUCAGCUGGCCGUGGCCUGGUGUUUGAGGAACGAGGGGGUGAGCUCAGUCCUCCUGGGAUCCUCCAGUCCAGAUCAGCUAACAGAGAACCUGGGUGCCAUACAGCCAUAGAGGAUACUCCUGCCUGUCAAUUGAACCUGCAUCGUUGAUUGCUGAUGUGAAUCUGGGAUAGCACGAGCAACUCUGUGACACGACCUCCCACCAGACCAACGUUACCUGCCAGUGUUGCUUGUUUCAGUGAUAAUGCGAAAGAUAGGUGAAGUAUUUCGAGAAAUGUAAAGGCAUAUAUUUAUUCUAUAAUAGUACGUGAAAAUAUGUUUCUUCUGUGUUGAAAUAUUUUGUCUUUCAGGGGUGUAUAUAUUAAACUUUAAGGGGCAAACCUUGUAACAUAAGCAGAACAGACCUCAAGCCCCCUAUCUUGCAGAUGAAAAUAAAGUAUUCUAUAAAUAAUCUGUAAGUAUUGUGUAAAUAGUGUUCCACUGUUUCUCCUCUGUCAGCAGCACCAUGCAUCCAUGGCUGUGUUUGGGCCUGAUACAAGUCCUCCUCUGCUCCUGGGUUUACCCAUUUGGCUAGGCUACUUUUCUUUAAAAUAGACACAAGGUGGAUUUAACAUUUUAUAAAUAACUCAUUAUGGGAGGAAUGAACAAUGGAUUUUUCCAAGCCUGCAGAUAGUUGAUGGCUUGCUUGGCAGAUGGUUAAGCCCUACCACAGGAGGUUGCUGGCACCUGACUGGUUCAAAUACCUGAGCCGUCAAGGUGAAACAUCUGUCGAUGUGCCCUUGAGCAAGGCACUUAACCCUAAUUUGCUGGGGGGGACGGACGGCUCAUAGUAAUGGCUGGAACGGCAUUAUUGGAAUGGUAUCGAACUCAAUGUGUUUGAUUUCACUCUAUUCCAGCCAUUAUUAUGAACCGUCCUCCCCUCAGCAGCCUCCUGUGACACUGUCCUACAGAUUCUGUUUAACCUGGUCAUCAUCAAUAUUCAGUGUUAAGUUUAUGAUAAUGUCCAGCCUUCUUGCUUUCAGAUGGUUGCUGUAUAUGAUGGUUUGCUUACACUUUGGACUGGAAUCAAUCCGUACCACAGAAGAUCCGUGUUAUAGCUCAAUUUAAAUUUAAAGGCAAUGUUACUGCGUUCGCAGAGACUGCAUUUGUCAGCGCAAUCAAAAAUUACCUUUACAUUUUUACACGGAUCUUCCCCGAUACUGGAUAUGGAUUGAAUCCAGCCCUCACAGAGAGCAAUAGUUAAUGAUAGAUGUUGGCUAGAUUCCAAUCUGAUGACUCUCCUAUACCCAGGAAGGUGGCCAGUGAUCAGAUUUGGACCAGGCCUUUCAGUGUGUAGCGAUCCACCCUGCAGCGUGCCUUGACAUGAGCCCUGCUAACAGGACACAGGUGCCCAGCCCCAAAUUGACCCCUUCACCCCCAUCCACUUAAUGAAAGUAUUUGCUAGGUAUUGACAAUGUUAUAACAGCUCAGAUCUACUCAAGCGCAGAGUAAAAGCUAGGUGUGGGUUUGAGAUUUCUUGAGUUAUCUGUGUGUGUCAAUGGUCUGGUCCCAUUCCCUUGACCCUAUCACCUAAGCGUUCACAGCUCUGAAAGGAGCCGAAAGGUCGGUGUGAUCUGUGGACAUAUAAGGGGCUAGGGCAAGAUGCUAGUGGAUUAAAUGGAACUAGGCCUACAGGAAUAUGUCACCUGAACUCCCCCAGUUCUACUGACAAUAUAAACUAUUGUAUUAAAAGAUAAAGACCGUUAUGUUUUCUACAGUAUGUAAAGAUACCAGACCAUUAUAAAAGUGUUUUCUACAGUAUGUGAAGUUAUCAGGAGAGAGAACUAUAUUACUGACAUAAACAUCAGUCUAUCUAUCCACAUCACUAAUCGAUUUCCUAUCGUGUCAUGAGAACAGUGACCUCUCUGUAAAUAGCAUAUAUCAAUUAAUAUGACGCUUCGUUAAUAAAUGCAUAACGCCAA